AUUAAUUUAACAUGACUUUUUUAUCUUCCUGAUCUAAAACAUACCGGCAUGUAAAACAUUAUUAUUAUACUGUACGGUGCUCAAGACCAUAAUGGAUUACAGACAUUUUGUCGCAUUUUUAAUAUACAUUUUUGGAACAUGGUCAACAGCUAUCUCAAAUUCGACAGUAUUAGUAACGCCAACAACAACAACAACACCAAAAGAAACUGAUGACUCCGAUGAUGACAGACUAUUUGGCAACCCUUUUUGGCUUGGCUUCACAGUCAUCUUAUUCAUCUGUUUAUUGGUUAUAAGUUUAGUUGUUUCGUUAACUUUCGGUAUAUACAAAUACCGUCAACAUGCCAAGAAGCGGGGAUUGUAUAGAGACAAGAAUCGUAUUUAUAACGAGCAUGAUGAAAACACCUCUCCAGAUUAUACAAUCUUCCAAACAGAAGGAGUUACUAAUGCUACAUACAUAGGGUCGUCAUGAGCGUGAAACCCGUGCUAGAUCUCGUGCACUUAUGCUAGAUCUCUGUUAAACUGAGUGUGAAUUAAUUAUAACAGUAUGCAGUUUAUGAACUUUUGUUUGUAUUGUGAAAAUACUAAUAUUGACAAAUGACGGUGCAUUUUUUACUUACAUCUUCUGGCAGGCUGGAAGAAUGUGAUUUUUUUUUGUAGACAAUGUAUGAUUUUUAAAAAAAAUAAGUUUUGAGUCCGUGUUCGUUUAUCUGUGAUAGUUUUUAACUCAUUUUCAUAUCAUUUCUUAUAUUCAGUUUUUCCUGAUAUUUUUCAGGGCUGUUUGAUUACCCAACAUCUCACACACACUUGUAAAUACAAACCCACGUGCACGUGCAUGUGAACGCAUGCUCAAAAUCAACCGCACACGCAUACAAUAUUGCACAUGUACUUACAAAUAUUUCAAAUACUCAUCAUUGUUACCUUAUAUUGCUUGUAUGCAUGUAUAUGUUAGCUUUUACAUUUAUAGUGAAUAUUAGUGAUGGUUAAACAUUAUAAAUGUAAUACAUUGAAAAGAUAAUAGAAAUUAGUAAUGUACAUAUUUUUUGUGUUGCAACUGAACAACAUCCUGUUGGUUUUAAUUAAAUCAUAUUUGCCGAGUAUUCCAAAUGAACAUGUGAUAAUGUUGUUUAUAGUAUGAUUAAACUUGUUAUAUGUUUUAUAU
Messenger RNA from Ruditapes philippinarum (Manila clam), 1159 nucleotides. RefSeq lists its product as uncharacterized. The transcript is spliced from 4 exons. Bases 92 to 469 code for a protein of 125 amino acids. The record is from RefSeq and is a predicted model, not a curated record. NCBI's taxonomy places the organism in Eukaryota, Metazoa, Mollusca, Bivalvia, Venerida, Veneridae.